This is a messenger RNA of Rhizophagus irregularis DAOM 181602=DAOM 197198, 237 nucleotides long. RefSeq lists its product as uncharacterized. The record is from RefSeq and is a predicted model, not a curated record. NCBI's taxonomy places the organism in Eukaryota, Fungi, Glomeromycota, Glomeromycetes, Glomerales, Glomeraceae. Gene Ontology annotation, cellular component: DASH complex; mitotic spindle. Gene Ontology annotation, biological process: attachment of spindle microtubules to kinetochore.
AUGGGAGGAAUUGAAAAUAUAGGAAACCCUCACGAAGAACAACAAAGAAUGUUAUUAGGUAGAAUUGUUAAUAACGUUAAAAAACUCAAUGACGCAUUAGAAGAUAUGAAUAACCGUAUCCAAGAAAUUAAUGAAUACAACCAAGACGUUGUGGUUCUUUCCAAAUUCUGGUCAAAUUACAACAGAAAUGUUACUUAUAAUCUUGAAAAUAUUCAAAAAUUGGCGGAUCCAAAAUGA